Neoarius graeffei (lesser salmon catfish) is the source of this 2898-nucleotide messenger RNA. It is a transcript of the gene chrm3b, whose product is annotated as cholinergic receptor, muscarinic 3b. Gene Ontology annotation, molecular function: G protein-coupled acetylcholine receptor activity; G protein-coupled serotonin receptor activity. The transcript is spliced from 2 exons. Lineage: Eukaryota; Metazoa; Chordata; Actinopteri; Siluriformes; Ariidae. Gene Ontology annotation, biological process: chemical synaptic transmission; regulation of vascular associated smooth muscle contraction; adenylate cyclase-inhibiting G protein-coupled acetylcholine receptor signaling pathway. The record is from RefSeq and is a predicted model, not a curated record. The coding region runs from base 55 to 1788 and encodes 577 amino acids. Gene Ontology annotation, cellular component: dendrite; plasma membrane; synapse.
UUCUGCUUGUUUCGUGGUGAAAGCUUUGUCCUCAGAAUAUGCCCAGGCAUCACCAUGAAUCUGACACUGAGCUCCAAGCCUGGAUUCUUCCUCACCAACAGUUCUCCGGGAAUGAGAGAUUAUCCCGACAUCGCCGUCAUUCCUCAAGACUUCUGGCCAGAGGGUGACAGUCAACAAGCCAAUGUCUCCAUCCUGACAUGGGGCACCAACCUGACCAGCUCCCCAAAUGCCACUAUCACACCCACUAUGGUCUAUGACCCCCUAGGUGGACACUCUGUCUGGCAGGUCAUCAUUAUUGUACUACUAACAGGGUCAUUGUCCCUGGUCACAAUCAUUGGAAAUGUCUUGGUGGUUGUGUCGUUUAAAGUUAACAAACAGCUGAAGACAGUGAAUAACUAUUAUCUGCUCAGCCUGGCAUUUGCUGACCUCAUUAUUGGCAUACUGUCAAUGAAUCUCUACACGACGUACAUUAUCAUGGGCAGGUGGGCACUUGGAAACUGGGCAUGUGACUUGUGGCUGGCUAUUGAUUAUGUGGCCAGCAAUGCAUCUGUCAUGAACUUGCUGGUAAUCAGCUUUGACAGAUACUUUUCAGUAACAAGGCCACUUACAUACAGGGCCAAACGGACCACUAAAAGAGCAAUGACCAUGAUUGGCCUUGCCUGGUUUAUUUCCUUUGUACUCUGGGCCCCUGCCAUCUUGUUCUGGCAGUACUUUGUGGGGAAACGAACAGUACCACCUGGAGAGUGCUCCAUCCAAUUUCUCUCGGAGCCUAUUAUCACGUUCUGCACUGCAAUUGCAGCCUUCUACCUUCCUGUAACCAUUAUGACAGUUCUCUACUGGCAGAUAUAUAAAGAGACAGAGAACCGAUCCAAGGACCUGGCAGGGCUGAAGGGCUCAGGGAGCCAAGUCAAGCAAAGCACCGAAGAGGAAUCUGCUGUAAUGAUGCCCUCAAGAGACAGCUCUUACAGUUGUGCCAACGACAGCCUAAACCAGCCUAUUCAAAAGGACUCUGAGAAAAAGAUAGUAAAUAGUUGCCGCUUCUGGCUGCUGGGUCACAGUGGUAAAAAAGGUUGCAGCACUGGUGACCAAGAACACAGCAGCAGUGAUAGCUGGAAUAACAAUGAUGGUGGAGCAUCAAUAGACCAAUCAGAUGAAGAGGAACAGGAUGAAGAAGGAGCCAAUGCAACGGCUGUUUACUCCAUCGUUGUGGACACAUCUGAAGUGACGACAGAUGGAAACGCUGGAACAUCUAAGCAAGGACAGCUAAAGCCUGAAAACACUGCUGCAGAAAAACCUAGGAAAGGCUUUUCCAAAAACCCCAGCCAGUCCUUGCCCACUAUGGACAACUCUAAGCCUUGUGGGAGCUCUUCUGCCUCAAAAUCACCUUCAGUACCUCUGUCCUUUAAGGACGAAACUAUGACAAAGGAAUUGGUCUCCAAGGCCAAGACACAAACUAACAAGCGCAAGAAGGUGUCACUUGUCAAAGAGAAAAAAGCAGCACAGACAUUAAGUGCCAUCCUCCUUGCCUUCAUCAUCACCUGGACUCCAUAUAACAUCAUGGUCCUUGUAAAUACGUUUUGUGAUGACUGUAUCCCUAUGGGACUAUGGGCUCUGGGAUACUGGCUGUGCUAUGUGAAUAGUACAGUGAACCCUAUGUGCUAUGCACUGUGUAACAAAAACUUCCGCAUCACCUUCAAAAUGAUCCUGCUUUGCCAGUGGGAUAGACAGAAACAGAAUAAGCCUCACCUUCAACAGAAGCCAGGAGUUGUGGCCUACAAGAAGAACUAACUAAUGUAGAGGUCAAAUUGAGACGUCAGAUUUCAGAGCGUAGACUGUUAUGAACUCCUGGGUCAACCGUUCAUCGGGGCCAGUGUUUAGAUUUCCAACAUUAAAGCUUACAGACCAUUUGUAGAAAAUAGUUCCUGUAUGGAUAUGUCUCGUUGGAUAGGUCGGGUUCUUUACUUCCUAAAGCGGUUGUGCUUGAAACCCACUUUAAGAAGGACCUCCCCCCAACACACGCACACACACACACCCCGGCAAACCCCCACGUUGUUUGGUUCAACAUCAUAGAACCUUUAAGGGUUCCCUUCAGAGGGACAAGCUUUUGAUUGACAACCCUUAAGGGUUCUAGAUUGUACUUCGUUUCCCCUGUGUGUAUUGCCUUCGGUGGUUGUCCAAAGGGCUGUUGAGUUUGAAACCAUCGAAGUACGCUGUUAGAAAAGAGGUUUCCUCACGGGUCCUGUAAUAGUUAUAGCACUAAAAUUAUAAAGCGGUUCUACAGGGCCCACUGCAGAAAGCGAUUGGUGCUUCACUCUAGAAGGACAAACCAGAUAAUCUUUUUGGGUUACUAGAUCAAACUUUUUUUUUUUCUUAGAAUGAAUGUGAUUGAUUAGUGCCUCGAUUCAAACUGUGUGUUGAAGGUCAUAUGGGGAGGAAAGGUUACACAGCCUCCUAUUGUACCAGCCAAAUGAGAGGUAAGUCAGCAUGGCAUUUUUUUUUUUUUAAUCUUUGGUGUCAACCGUUGAAAAGAAAGUCAUCAUUUCUGCGCUGUAUGCUGGUGUUUUGUUUCUGAUAUACUUGGCCGUUGUCUGUAGUCGUCAUCACUGACGCAUACUCCAUAGAAAAAAAGGUUCUUGGGAUAGUUUAGGGUUCUUUGCGUCUAAAAGGGGUUCCUGAUUGAGAAACAGAAUUUUGGGGGGUUCUUUAAAACCUUUAAUGGUUCCUCCAAUUGGCAAACCAAAUCAAUAGCAAGGGUUCUAGGUGUAACUUUUUUUUUCUUCGAAGUGUUUUGUAGUAGUAGUUAGUGUAUUGUUCUCUCUCUGUUGUGUUUUAUCAAAAAUGCAGUGUUUUCCACACAGAAGUUGUUGUAUGAAGCUGCUUAUGUACUGUAUGAAUUGU